ACAAGUCACUCUUGAAUUUUCAUCCUUCCAUCUAGCUUUUCCUGUCUCCUGACCUAUACCCUGUCUAUCAAAAGAAAAUGAAUAAGAAGUUGAAGACCCUUUUCAUUGUGGCCAUGCUAAUGGCUUUGAUGGCCAUGACAGUAGCAUCUUUUGAAACCAAUAACAAUGAGAUCAACGAGGAACCAAACUCUGUGAGAGGAACAAGCCGGUUCCUAUUGCAGAGAAGCAGCAAGGCCACCGUGACAUGUGACAAGAACCCAAAGGUUUGUGAUAGCACUAAUUGCUGCAACAACAAGUGUGUGGAGUUGUCAACAGAUGAAUUGAACUGCGGAAGGUGUGGGAAGAAAUGCGGACAUUCCAAGAUGUGCUGUGAAGGUAAGUGUGUCAUCCCAAUGACUAAUGAGAAGCACUGUGGCAAAUGUGGCAACAAGUGCGAUUCCAAGAGCUCCUGUGUCUAUGGCAUGUGCAGCUAUGCGUAG
Arachis stenosperma is the source of this 479-nucleotide messenger RNA. Its product is annotated as stigma-specific STIG1-like protein 1. NCBI's taxonomy places the organism in Eukaryota, Viridiplantae, Streptophyta, Magnoliopsida, Fabales, Fabaceae. The coding region runs from base 78 to 479 and encodes 133 amino acids. The record is from RefSeq and is a predicted model, not a curated record. The transcript has a single exon.